AUUCCACCAUGUCAAGACAAACUACUCUCGCCGACUACUUUUCCGGAGUACCCGAGGCAUCUUCGAACCGCCAACCAAGAGAAUCCCACUCGCCAUCUCAAAACAAUGCCCCAUCUUCCUCGUUUUCAUCCCAAGCCUCCUCUCCUUGGCCGCCUGACUCUGAUCAUGAAGACGAGAGUGGAAUAGGAGGCAUGGUCCGCAUGGAAGGGCAAGGAAGAGGAAGGGGAAUACCAGAUGGACGACGAGAAGGACGACCAGAAGGACGAGGACGUGGCAGAGGCCACUGGGGAGAAGGUCGAGGAGAAGGUCGGGGAGGAAGAGGACGAGGUCGAGGUCGAGGUCGAGGACGAGGAAGAGGAACCAAUCCUCGAUACGAUGCCCGUCCCGCCUCCCGUCGCGGCAACGCAGAACUCGCCGCCAUCUGCAAAGAAACCCGCUCCGUCCUCCCCGACAUCCUUUCCCAUUUGCCCAACAUCAACGCCACCGUCUCGGAAUGCCUCCACCUCGACACCCUACCCCGUCUUUCACCGCAAAACUGCCCCCGCCAUCCACCCACAACCACCCGCAUCGUCGACGCCGACACCAUCAACGCCGCCCUCGACCUGGCCGCUUCCCAAAACGUCUCCGUCUCGUCAUCCCCCUCCUCCCGCAUCGCCAUCCUCAACCUCGCCUCCGACCGCGUCCCAGGGGGCGGCUGGCGCAAAGGCUCCCUCGCCCAAGAAGAAGCCCUCUGCUACCGUUCCUCCCUCUCCCUCUCCCUCCACCAGCGCUACUACCCCUUCGACUCGCCCCUCAUGGGCCUCUACACGCGCGACGUGGUCGUCAUCCGGGGCGACAUGGCAUCGGGCCACAAACUCCUCGUCCCCGACGUCGCCGCGUCGGACCUCCCCGUGCUCAGCUGCCUCAGCGUCGCGGCCCUGCGCCGCCCCCAAGUCAGGGAAGCGCGGGUCACGACGACGACGACGACGACGGUUGCGGCGGGCGAGACGGUUCACGCGCGCAGGGUCGAGUUUGCAAGGGCAGGGGACAGGGAGGCCACGAAGGGGAAGAUGCGGCUUUGUUUGCGCAUGGCGGCGAGUCGGGGACAUGGGUCGCUCGUGCUGGGGGCGCUUGGUUGCGGGGCUUUUGGGAACCCGCCGCGCGAGGUGGCGGUGUGUUGGAGGGAGGUGCUGGGGGAGCCUGAGUUUUCGGGCGGUUGGUGGAGGGCUGUUGUUUUUGCGGUGUUGGAUCUCAAGAGGGAAGGGAAUUUCGAGGUGUUUGAGGACGUUCUGGGUGGGAUGCAGGUGUAAGUCAUUGAUCGACGCCGUGACACGAAGGCUGCGAUUAUAUCUCACAGGGAAGUUCUUUAUGGUACGCCUCGAAACCCCUGGUCAUCGUGAUGCGACCCCUCACCAUCUCACGCGUCACAACAACACAGCAGAACUCACCAGCCGCCAGUUUAGUCUCUCCGAAACCAGAAGACAUUUGUCCUACCGUCUACCUUCCACCAAACCAGACUUAUGGGCAGAACUCUGGCUCCGCUCAUUCCUACUCGCACGGAGGCCUUGGCGAGUCGACCUCGGUCUCAGGCCCGGCUUGAGCAUACCUCAUCAAUAAUGCCUUUACGAGCAUCGGACCAGACAAACCAUACAACUCCUCUCCUUCUCGAACUCGUCGGUACUACAUAAUGUUUCACUCUCUGCAUACCACCCCCC
Messenger RNA from Sodiomyces alkalinus F11, 1694 nucleotides. RefSeq lists its product as hypothetical. Lineage: Eukaryota; Fungi; Ascomycota; Sordariomycetes; Glomerellales; Plectosphaerellaceae. The coding region runs from base 9 to 1289 and encodes 426 amino acids. The record is from RefSeq and is a predicted model, not a curated record. The transcript has a single exon.